Messenger RNA from Zeugodacus cucurbitae (melon fly), 1695 nucleotides. RefSeq names its product juvenile hormone epoxide hydrolase 2. Lineage: Eukaryota; Metazoa; Arthropoda; Insecta; Diptera; Tephritidae. Gene Ontology annotation, biological process: epoxide metabolic process. The coding region runs from base 201 to 1592 and encodes 463 amino acids. The transcript is spliced from 4 exons. Gene Ontology annotation, molecular function: epoxide hydrolase activity. The record is from RefSeq and is a predicted model, not a curated record.
AAUCAGUUUCGCAUCACCGCUGGAUGAGUGCGGCUGGUUUUGUUUAGUGUUCGCCCGUUGUUCUUUGGUGUCAAUUUAUUAUUUAUUGUUGUAAAUAUAUUUAUAACAACAAUCAAAAUAAACAAGUUUGGAAAAUUCCACUUUCAAUUAUAUACUGCCAUCCAACGACCGUUGUGCCACAGUAUUGAUACGAAAGUGAAAUGGGCGCGUUGCGUAUUCUCGUCGUAGUCCUAGCGAUUAUCGCAGGCAUGUCUUACCAUAAAUAUCUGGAGCUCACAAGAUCAGCGCCGAUUCCUGAGCUGAACGAUUCUGAGUACUGGGGACCCGGCAGCGCCGCCAAAUACAAGGAGAACGCUGCUAUUAAAGCUUAUGACAUAAGCGUUAAACCGCAGUUAAUUGAAGAUCUGAAGAGACAGCUGUCGCGCCCACUGGUGCUGCACGAACCACUCGAGGGUAUCGGAUUUCAGUACGGUUUCAAUUCCAAGUACCUGGAAAAGGUAGUGGCUUAUUGGCGCGACACUUACCUGCCCAAGUGGGGAGAACGAGAGGCAUUCCUCAAACAAUUCCCGCACUAUGAAACCCAGAUUCAGGGUUUACACGUACACUUCAUCCAUGUAAAGCCCAAGUCCACCGAAGGUAAGAAAGUGCUGCCUUUGUUGCUGAUCCAUGGUUGGCCGGGAUCAGUGCGCGAGUUCUAUAAGCUAAUACCGCUGCUGACAAAGCCGAAUCCCAAGAGUGAAUAUGUCUUCGAAGUGAUCGCACCCAGCUUACCCGGUUAUGGUUGGUCUCAGGGCGCCUCAAAGGUCAACUUUGGCCCCGCACAGAUGUCAUUGGUGCUGCGUAAUUUGAUGCUUCGUUUGGGCCAUGAGAAAUUCUUGGUACAGGGCGGUGAUUGGGGCUCUUUGCUCGGUGCAAACAUAGCGGUUUUGUCGCCACAGAAUGUGCUCGGUUAUCAUUCCAAUUUUUGCAGCACCAAUCAUCCAAUGGUGCACCUGUAUAAGUUUUUGCGAAUUUGGUUCCCGAGCUUCGUUGUUAAUGAGGAGCAUAAACCUUUCUUCAAACCAUUCGGCGAAGAGUUGAGUUAUCUUUUGGAGGAAAGCGGCUAUGCCCAUAUUCAAGGAAGCAAACCAGACACGAUUGGCACAACCCUCUCACAGAACCCUGUCGGUUUGGCCGCAUACAUACUGGAGAAGUUUUCCACUUGGACCAAUCCUGCUUACAGGAAACUAGAGGAUGGUGGUCUCACCAAACGGUUCACUUUGGACGAGCUCUUGGAUAAUGUCAUGAUUUAUUAUAUCACAAAUUCGAUAACUACAUCACAGCGCUUAUACUCGGAGGCGUUCAGCUUUGCUCAAAUGGGUUUGAAUUUGGAUGCGACACAUAUUACGGUGCCCACCGGUUGCGCUCGUUUCAUACACGACUUGAUGCAUUUAACGGAUUUGGAACUUAGUUUGAGAUUUAAAAAUCUCGUGCAAAGCACCUAUCACAAAGACGGUGGUCAUUUUGCCGCAAUGGAGGUGCCCCAAACUCUUUACAUCGAUUUUGUGGAAUUCGUCGAGAAAGUGUUCACCAAACCACAGCCAAAGCUAUAAUCAUUUCGUGAUUCUUGAACAAAUUUUUGUAUAAAUUUUGUAUUUUGAAUGAUUUUCGAAUAAUAUUUUACUAGAAAAUAAAUUACCUAAAUCACGUUGGUUA